Messenger RNA from Rangifer tarandus platyrhynchus (Svalbard reindeer), 300 nucleotides. The record is from the annotation of a GenBank genome assembly. Lineage: Eukaryota; Metazoa; Chordata; Mammalia; Artiodactyla; Cervidae.
AUGUCCAUUGAGUCAGUGAUGCCAUCCAACCAUCUCAUCCUCUGCCACCCCCUUCUCCUCCUGCUCUCAACCUUUCACACCAUCAGGGUUUUUUCCAGUGAGUCAGCUCUUCGCAUCAAGUGGCCAAAGUAUUGGAGCUUCAGCGUCAGCAUCAGUCCUUCCAAUGAAUAUUCAGGGUUGAGUUCCUUUAGAAUCGACUGGCUUGAUCUCCUUGCUGUCCAAGAGACUCUCAAGAGUCUUCUCCAGCACCAUAAUUCAAAAGCAUCAAUUCUUCGGUGCUCAGCCUUCUGUAUGGUCUAA